Molecule: messenger RNA, 1752 nt
Organism: Homarus americanus (American lobster)
Lineage: Eukaryota; Metazoa; Arthropoda; Malacostraca; Decapoda; Nephropidae
Product: general transcription factor II-I repeat domain-containing protein 2B-like
Exons: 1
Coding region: 1-1752 (583 amino acids)
Source: RefSeq, a predicted model, not a curated record
AUGAGUGAAUCUAAGAAGAGGAAAGUUGAAGCAGAGCAUCGAACAUUCAACAAGGAAUGGACUUCUAAAUAUUUUUUUACCAACGUGGAUGAAAAAGCAGUGUGUUUAAUUUGCAGAGAAAGUGUGGCAAUGCUAAAGAAUUACAACUUAAAGCGCCACUUUGAGACCAAGCACUCCAGUAAAUAUGAAAAAUUUUCUGAUGAACAAAAGAGGAAGAAAGCUAACGAGAUGGUUGUUCAAUUACAACAGAAAAAUAUUUUCAGAAAACAAUUUGCAUCCAAGGAUGAUAUUACAAAAGUGAGUUAUGUGAUUGCUCACAAGAUUGCCAAAAACAGCAAGCCAUUAUCUGAAGGAGAAUUUAUAAAGGAAUGUAUGAUUGAUUCUGCCUCUAUUUUAUGUCCAGACAAGAAAAACCAGUUUGAGAAUGUAUGUUUGUCAAGGCGAACAAUUGUAAGACGUGUUGAGAACAUUGCUGAGAACAUGUAUCUGCAGUUUAAAGAGAAAGUAAGGACUUUUGAAUACUAUUCACUGGCACUUGAUGAAAGUUGUCAUGUCAGAGACACAGCACAGUUGUUAAUUUUCAUUCGAGGCAUCACCAAAUAUUUUGAGGUCACAGAAGAAAUGGUAUCAAUGCAGUCACUGAAAGGAACAACAACUGGAGAAGAUUUAUUGGAGGCAGUAAAUAAUUGUCUUUUGAAAUUAGUAGUAGAAUGGAACAAACUGGUAAAUGUGACCACCGAUGGAGGGCCAAAUAUGACAGGUAAAAAUGUUGGAUUGCUAAAAAGAAUUCAAGAUCAAGUCAGAGAAACAAAUGCAGAACAAAAUAUUGUCUUUUCGCACUGCAUUAUUCAUCAAGAAGUCCUUUGUAAGAGUGUUUUAAAUUUAAGCCAUGUCGUUGACACAGUUGUGAAAGUGGUUAAUUACAUUCGAGCAAGAGGAUUAAAUCACAGGCAGUUUAUAACCCUGCUUGAAGACUUGGAAUCUGAUCAUACGGAUGUUCUGUAUCACACAAAUGUGAGGUGGCUUAGUUUGGGAAAAAUCCUGAAAAGAGUUUGGGAAUUGAAAGAAGAGAUUGGCUUAUUUUUGGACAUGAAACAGAAUGCUAUAGACUUCCCACAGUUGAAUGAUGAGAAAUGGCUCUCUGAUUUUGCAUUUGCUGUUGAUAUCAUGGGUCAUAUGAAUGACCUGAAUUCAAAGCUACACGGUAAGGGGGCUUUUGCACAUGAUUUGUACAGCAGUGUCAAAGCUUUCAUGAAGAAAUUACUUCUUUUGUCUCGUCAGAUUACGAACAAACAAUUUGCUCACUUUGCAACCUUACAACAGAUUGAAGUUUGUGAUCAAAAUGUACAGAAGUACUCAUUGCAGCUACUUGACUUGCAUGCCGAAUUUUCACGCAGAUUCCAUGAUUUCAAAUUAAUUGAAAAUGACCUACAACUCGAGCUUAUUGAAAUGCAAUGUGAUCCUUUGCUUUCUGAGCAGAUGAAAACAGUGACUCUUCCCAAAUUCUAUGCCUCACUUAAUGACUGUGCAUUUCCGAAACUAAAGGCUCAUGCUCAAAGAAUGCUUGUGCUGUUUGGAUCUACAUACAUAUGUGAGCAGACAUUUUCGAUAAUGAAGCUGAAUAAAUCAAAACUUAGAUCUGCAAUGACUGAUGAUCACCUUGAACAAGUACUUUUCAUUGCAACAACGGAGGCAACACCUGACUUCAAUGGUCUGGUCAGCAAUCAUCAGCGCUGUCAUCCGUCCCACUGA